This is a messenger RNA of Coturnix japonica (Japanese quail), 9088 nucleotides long. The record is from RefSeq and is a predicted model, not a curated record. Lineage: Eukaryota; Metazoa; Chordata; Aves; Galliformes; Phasianidae.
UCCCCCGCCGCCCGGCCGGGGCUGCGCUCCCCCGGCUGCCGCACACGGCGCGGCGGCUCCGAGCCAUGAGCCCUACGCGGCGGCCGGGCAGAACGCCCCGCAGCCGGGCCCUUCCCGUGGGACGGACCGCUCGGGGACUAAAACUCUUAUGGAUACAAUGAAGUGGCUCUGGGACUCUUGGUUUAGCAGGAAUAUUUAAAUAAACCAAUCUGUUUCUACUACUUGGAGAAAAGACCCGUAUAGACAAAGCAGGAUGAAAAGAUGGCUGACUUCUUGUUACCACCGGGUACUAACAGCUUCCACCGGUUCACGCCCGAAUCCUUGGCUGCUAUUGAGAAGCGAAUUGCAGAGAAGCUUGCGAGGAAUGCAAAGCAGGAGUACAGAGAGCAGCUGGGCGAAGAGGAAAAACCUCAGCCUCAGUUUGAUUUGCAAGCAUGCAAGAAACUGCCUGAUAUCUAUGGAACUGUUCCUCCAGAGCUUAUUGGAGAGCCACUGGAGGACAUUGACCCCUUCUACAAUGAUCGCAAGACAUUUGUAGUACUGAACAAAGGGAAGACAAUAUUUCGAUUUAGUGCCACUCCUGCCUUGUAUAUACUUAGUCCUUUCCAUCCAGUCAGAAGAGCAGCAAUUAAGAUUUUGGUACAUUCAUUGUUCAGUAUGUUUAUUAUGUGCACUAUUUUAACUAAUUGUGUGUUCAUGGCACAAUCAGAGACUCCAUCAUGGAAUAAAUAUGUUGAGUACACUUUCACUGGCAUUUAUACUUUUGAGUCAUUGAUAAAAAUAUUGGCGAGAGGAUUUUGCAUGACAGAAUUCACCUUCCUUCGAGAUCCAUGGAACUGGCUGGAUUUCAGUGUUAUUGUUAUGGCAUACAUAACUGAAUUUGUGGACCUGGGCAAUGUCUCAGCCUUGCGAACGUUCAGAGUACUGCGGGCGCUGAAAACAAUCUCAGUCAUUUCAGGACUGAAGACCAUUGUGGGUGCCCUGAUCCAGUCGGUGAAGAAGCUGUCGGAUGUGAUGAUCCUGACGGUGUUUUGUCUCAGUGUUUUUGCUCUGAUAGGCCUCCAGCUCUUUAUGGGCAACUUGAGACACAAGUGUGUGAGGGACUACACGCAGUUUAACUUCACCAAUGGCACGUUGUACUUGGAUGGCAGAACAUGGAACAACUCAGAGGAAUUUCUUAAUGAUCCAGUAAACUACUUCAUAAAGAAUGGUACCGAAGAUGUGUUACUGUGUGGCAAUAGCACUGAUGCUGGCACCUGCCCUGAGGGAUACAUAUGUCUGAAGGCUGGGGAAAAUCCUGACCACGGUUACACAAGCUUUGAUACUUUUGGCUGGGCCUUUCUCUCUCUCUUCCGUCUUAUGACUCAAGAUUAUUGGGAGCGCCUCUACCAACAGACUCUCAGAUCUGCUGGGAAGAUCUACAUGCUGUUUUUUAUGCUGGUCAUCUUUCUGGGCUCAUUUUAUCUGGUCAACCUGAUUCUGGCUGUGGUGGCCAUGGCAUAUGAAGAGCAGAACCAAGCCACUAUUGCUGAAACAGAAGAAAAGGAAAGAAAGUUUCGGGAAGCCAUGGAAAUGUUAAAGAAAGAGCAGGAGGCACUAGCUGCUAAAGGGAUUGACUCGAUGUCACUUAGCUCCCUGGAAAUGUCACCUUUAGCAUCCAAAAAUGCCAAGGAAAGAAGAAACAGGCGAAAGAAAAAGAAAUCUUUGGGGGCAGAAGAGUAUGGGGAUGACCAGAGGAAUUCUAAGUGUGAAUACGAUGAUGGUCAGAGGAGAAUGACUCUCCUUGGCAUUAGUUAUGGUCCCAGUGCAAACUUGGUGAAGCGCAGAACCAGCCACGGAAGCAUAUUCAGUUUCCGACUCCGUGGUAGAGACACUGGCUCCGAAACAGAUUUUGCCGAUGAUGAGAUCAGCACCGCUGGGGAAAAUGAAAGCCACCGGGGCUCUCUCUUAAUUCCAAGAUCUGGGAGACGUCUGAGCAUUCAAAGUCAAGUGAGCCAUAGUUCUCACCCUACUACUCCCAACUACACCCAGAUGGGCAAAAGGAACAGCUCAGUGGAUUGCAAUGGUGUGGUUUCCCUGAUAGGAGGAGGCACCGGGGCACUCAACCCAGACCCUACUUCUCCUGCAGGGUUACUGCUCCCCCCAGUUAUUAUGGAAAAACCUGGGACAGGCGAUCUGACCUCUCCCUCAGAUGAAGCCAGCAAGAAGCAGCUUUUAAUGCCCCAUCGCCCAUCGGUGGACCACUCAGAUGAACCCUUCCAGAGACAAAGGGCAGUGAGCGCUGUCAGCAUCAUCACCAGUGCCCUGGAAGAGCUUGAGGAAUCACACCAGAAAUGCCCUCCAUGCUGGAACCACUUUGCUGUUAAAUUUCUCAUUUGGGAUUGCUGCCCGUUUUGGCUUUUAAUCAAGAAAUUUGUCAAGUUUGUGGUAAUGGACCCAUUUACUGACCUCACCAUCACCCUCUGCAUUGUGCUGAACACACUCUUCAUGGCGUUGGAGCAUUAUAAGAUGACAAAGGAGUUUGACCACAUGCUAUACAUAGGCAAUCUGGUCUUCACUGGGAUUUUUACGGCAGAAAUGAUCUUCAAAGUAAUUGCCCUUGACCCCUACUACUAUUUUCAGCAGGGCUGGAACAUUUUUGACAGCAUAAUUGUUAUACUGAGCCUGAUGGAACUGGGUUUAUCCAGCAUGGGGAACCUGUCUGUGUUACGCUCCUUUCGAUUGCUUCGGGUCUUCAAACUGGCCAAGUCAUGGCCGACCUUAAAUACGCUCAUUAAAAUCAUCGGUAAUUCCGUGGGUGCCCUUGGAAACCUCACCCUUGUGCUGGCCAUCAUCGUCUUUAUUUUCGCUGUGGUAGGAAUGCAGCUUUUUGGGAAAAGCUAUCUGGACAAUGUUAAGAAGAUAAGCACAACUGGCAAUUUGCCACGGUGGCACAUGAAUGAUUUCUUCCAUUCGUUCCUCAUCAUCUUCCGAAUCCUGUGCGGAGAGUGGAUCGAGACCAUGUGGGACUGCAUGGAAGUAGCUGGGCAGCCCCUGUGCCUUCUCGUCUUCCUGUUGGUCAUGGUGAUAGGAAACCUGGUGGUGCUCAACCUGUUCCUUGCCUUGCUGCUCAGCUCUUUCAGUGCUGACAACCUUUCGGCACCAGAUGAGGAUGGAGAGAUGAACAACCUGCAGCUUGCCUUUGCUCGGAUCAACAGGGGUCUUCAGUAUGUGAAACACACAACAUGGGAUUUUUGCUGCAACGUCCUUCGGCAUCCCAAGACAACAGCUGAGAAGAAGGCAAUGAUGAAACUUGCUGCCCAGAAUACAGGUGCCCUUAACAAUUGUGUCAACAGCCACCCAACUGCUGAGCUUGGCAAAGACAUGGAGAAUCACAAAGAGAACCACACUGAGGAUGGGAUGAAUAAAAAUGUGGAGAAACACCUGGGAAUUACAGACAGCGAUGACUUUAUGACCAAUCCUGACCUAUCAAUUUGUGUUCCUAUUGCUGUGGGAGAGUCUGACAUCGAGGAGGAAGAUGAGGAGCAAAGCACGUUUACAGAAAUGGAGCAGGAUUAUUUCCAGCAGGAAAAGCAGCUGCAGCUGAGGGGGCAGCGAUGCCAAAGCCCAGGUGCCCGGAGUCAGAACUCUGAGAUUUGUGAAGAGUUAAGUGAGUUGCACGUGGAUAAGCAGUUGAAGGCUGAGCCACCACCUCCAGUAGGGCAAAAAGAGCUUGAUGAAAUCAGCCUUUCCGAAGGCAGCACAGUGGAUUUGACAAAUCCUGCAGAACUGCUGGAGCAGAUCCCUGAGUUUGCUGAGGAGCUGAUGGAGCCUGAAGAUUGCUUCCCCGAAGUUUGUGUGCGGUUCUUCCCAUGCUGUUCUGUGGACAUCUCAAAAUUUCCAGGCAAAAUUUGGUGGAGGCUCCGGAAAACUUGCUACAGGAUUGUUGAACACAACUGGUUUGAGACCUUCAUCAUCUUCAUGAUCCUGCUGAGCAGUGGAGCCCUGGCUUUUGAAGAUAUUUACCUUGAAGAUCGAAAAAACAUAAAAACCAUGCUGGAAUACGCUGACAAAAUAUUCACUUACAUCUUUGUAUUGGAAAUGCUCCUGAAAUGGGUGGCUUAUGGCUUCAAGAAGUACUUCACCAAUGCGUGGUGCUGGCUUGACUUCCUCAUUGUCGAUGUUUCCUUAAUAAGCCUCAUAGCCAACACUCUUGGAUACUCUGAGAUGGGCCCAAUUAAAUCCCUUAGGACCCUUCGAGCUCUGAGACCAUUGAGGGCGCUGUCACGGUUUGAAGGGAUGAGGGUGGUGGUCAAUGCCCUUGUGGGAGCCAUCCCUUCCAUCAUGAAUGUUCUGCUUGUCUGCCUCAUCUUCUGGCUCAUCUUUAGCAUCAUGGGAGUCAACUUGUUUGCCGGGAAGUUUGGGAAGUGCAUUAAUAAGACAGAAGGAGAUAUGCCUUUAGACUCUAAAAUUAUUAACAACAUGACUGACUGCAUACUUUAUAAUGUUUCUGGCACAUUUUACUGGACAAAAGUUAAGGUUAACUUUGAUAACGUUGGCGCUGGAUAUCUGGCUCUCCUGCAAGUGGCCACAUUUAAAGGUUGGAUGGAUAUUAUGUAUGCAGCAGUGGAUUCACGAGAGUGUGAGGAGCAGCCUGAAUGGGAAUGUAAUUUAUACAUGUACCUGUACUUCGUGAUUUUCAUCAUCUUCGGGUCUUUCUUCACAUUGAACCUCUUCAUUGGUGUCAUCAUCGACAAUUUCAACCAACAGAAGAAAAAGUUAGGUGGCCAGGACAUCUUUAUGACAGAAGAACAGAAAAAGUAUUAUAAUGCAAUGAAAAAGUUGGGAUCUAAGAAACCUCAAAAGCCAAUCCCAAGACCACUGAACAAAUACCAAGGUUUUAUUUUUGAUGUUGUCUCAAAACAAGCCUUUGAUGUCUCCAUCAUGAUUCUCAUCUGCCUUAACAUGGUUACCAUGAUGGUAGAAACAGAUGAUCAAAGUCAGGAAAAAGUGAACAUACUCCACAAAAUCAACAUGCUUUUUGUUGCCAUCUUCACUGGGGAGUGCAUCUUCAAAAUGCUGGCACUACGACACUACUACUUCACCAUUGGUUGGAACAUCUUUGACUUUGUGGUCGUGAUUCUGUCUAUUGUAGGCACCGUACUUUCUGACAUCAUUCAGAAAUACUUUUUCUCUCCCACACUCUUCAGAGUCAUUCGCUUGGCUCGAAUUGGCCGGAUCCUAAGACUCAUCCGUGGAGCCAAAGGAAUUCGAACUCUCCUUUUUGCCUUAAUGAUGUCCCUACCUGCUCUGUUCAACAUUGGGCUCUUGCUUUUUCUGGUCAUGUUCAUUUAUGCCAUUUUUGGCAUGGCUAACUUUGCCUAUGUUAAGAAGGAGUAUGGGAUCGAUGACAUGUUCAACUUCCAAACUUUUGCUAACAGCAUGCUCUGUCUCUUCCAAAUCACAACAUCAGCUGGCUGGGAUGGUCUUCUCAAUCCUAUUUUGAACACUGGACCACCAUAUUGCGACCCAAACCUUCCAAAUGCAAAUGGUUCAAAGGGAGACUGUGGAAGCCCCGCCGUAGGGAUUUUAUUCUUUGUUACUUACAUCAUUAUAUCAUUUCUCAUUGUUGUAAACAUGUAUAUAGCCAUUAUUUUAGAGAACUUCAGUGUAGCCACUGAGGAAAGUACAGAGCCUCUAAGUGAGGACGAUUUUGAGAUGUUUUAUGAAAUCUGGGAGAAGUUUGACCCAGAUGCCACCCAGUUCAUUGAGUACUCUGCACUUUCAGACUUUGCAGAUGCACUGUCAGAACCUUUGCGCAUAGCGAAACCAAACAAAAUCAAACUCAUAGCAAUGGACCUGCCCAUGGUCAGCGGAGAUAGGAUCCAUUGCUUGGAUAUUUUGUUCGCUUUUACAAAAAGGGUGCUAGGAGAAUCUGGGGAGAUGGAUGCCCUUAAAAUACAAAUGGAAGAAAAGUUCAUGGCAGCAAAUCCAUCCAAGAUCUCCUAUGAACCAAUAACAACAACUCUCAGACGGAAACAAGAAGAGGUCUCUGCCAUCAUCAUCCAGCGCGCCUACAGGAGACAUUUGUUUCGGCGCUCGAUGAAGCAGGCGUCUUACUUGUACCGACACAGAACUUUUGAUGGCAGCAUCCUCGAGGACGAUGCACCUGAGAAGGAGGGUCUCAUUGCAUUCAUGAUGAAUGAGAACUACGGCAGGCCAAUAGACAAAUCAGAAACUCUGUCCUCCACGUCCUUCCCUCCAUCCUACGACAGCGUUACCAGGGGUACAAGUGAGAAUCUCCAGCUGAAGUUGACAGACUUGAGCAAAAGUGACGAGGCCAUAGAUUGUUUGCUCUCACCAGACAGAGAUAAAGAAUCAAUUGUUUAAAUGUCUGUUUAGAAUGCUUUAAAAUAUUGUUUACAGAAUGUAAUGCUGUAACUACACAACGAUCGAAGCAGCCUUUUUAUUAAACGUUAGUUGCAAAAGAAACAAUGGAGUUUUUACCCUUAACUACAGGAGUCUAAUAAGUCAUAUAGCCUUUGGCCCUGCUCUUUUUGACUUGGCUCAAUAUUUAUAUUUAUAUAUGCACAGGAAGAAUCUUGGCAGGGUCAUGGCUGUUAUAUCAGUUGUGUGAAUAGGAAUAUGCUAGACUGUAAAACAGCAAACACAGUGUAUAUCUAUCCACAGAUAAAGCCUGGCUGUAUACAUUCAUUUAAGGUCUUACUCAUAUUAGUGUGUUUACUUAUGGCAAUGUAUGACCUUGCAUUCUAAAAAGAAAAAAAAAAUAUAUCACAGCUGCUGUAGCAAAAUGUAACACUUACUGUAUAUGUUGUGAAUGGUCUUUCAUAAAUUUAUUAUAUUUGAUAUUUUUUUACUUAAAAAAAGUCUCUUUUUCCAUGGAGAUUAACGAUCCUUACACUCUUCAUGAUGAACUCUGAGUCAAGCUAAUAGGAACAUGCGGGAUCCCCGUUGCUUGAAGAGGAAAGUUGUUGCAAAGUAAAAAUCCAGUUAGCAACAUUUAACUGUUUAUUACACUCAGCCCUCCCCGCUGGGACUUGCAACUGCUCAUCAGCAGGAACAGAAAAAGAAAGGGGGAAAAAAAAAAAAAAAAGAACAAAAAAACUAGAGAAGGAAAUGAUGACAAAAAUCAUAAGAGAAAUUGCGUGUUCUAUCCUUCAGGAAGCCAGAGAAUAAUGGAUUCUGUUUGUAAAACUGUUAAUAAAAGCACUAAUUUUUUAGUAUGUUUCAAGAAUCUGCUUUGAAUACUGCAAUCCAACUUGCCAUAGAAGUAGUGCAUCACCUGUGUGUAGUGCUCAAGGAACCAUGUAUGCUGGCAGAGUUAAGGGCAUGGGAUAGGCUGUGUUUUCUCAGGAACACUGAGCUAAGCAGCCUUUUUGGAAACUCUGUGCAUCAAUAUUACUCCAAAAAUAGUAUUAUUAAUCAUAGCAACACCGAUUGGGUCAUGAGGAAUGGCUGCAGUAGUGUGUUAAGAAGGCUGGAGGGGAAUCGCCCCUGGAUCUGUACGUAACCUGCAAGGUUUUGAAUCCUUUCUUCUCAGUGUCCAUCUUUCAUUUUAUCAGAUGGUACUGUUAGAUGACUGGGGAAGGAUGAGACAUAUAGGAACCAAUGAUAAGAAUCCACUAGAAAAUAGAAAUUUCUUCAUUCCUGCAGGCAAAGGAAUAUUUACAGCUGACGCAUCAGCUUCAGGCCAAAGAAAUGACUACAGAAUGGAAGGUGGAUGUGUGGCUGUAGGAAAGUAUUAGAGGUUUUAUGUGCUAACAUAGAUUAUUAUUUAUUAUUAAACUUUCAGCUGUGGUAGAAUAUGAGAAAGUAUCUAUGGAAUAUAGAGACAGUUCUGUCAAUGCAGACAGGUUCUUUUUCACCUUCAGUCUGAUUGUACUUGGUUUGGUUGAACUUCGUGAAAAAUCUUGAGAUUUCUGUAAUGAGCCAUUGCACUUUAAGGAAGAGUAAUUGUGCUUUUCACCUUGGAGAAGCAAAGAUAUCAAGAAUGUAUUUAAGGUGUAUUGUGAUUGACAUUUAGUUACAUCCCAGGUUGUAAAGGUGUCAAAAUCCACAUGGGGUUGGCAACAAGAAUUAAAGCAACAUGUUACAGCAAAUUUUGUCUAUGGCCAUUGUUAUCUGUCCUCUAAACAAGUAAAAAUGUGUAAAGACAACGUGUCAAGAGGAUGACUAUGUAUCUGUAAAUAUGGGCUAAUUAUUCUCUCCAUUCAUUGAGAGGUGUCUCAGGCAUUCACUUGAGAGUGGGCUAUUGGAUAAUGCAGAGGAUUUGCCAGCAGGAUUCCUGGGAUCUAUUCCUGAUUCUUGCUACAUGAUUUUUAGGCAAAUAAUUGAACCUAUCUGUGCCUCAGUUUACCCAUCUGUAAAAUGGGGAUAAUAAUGCUUACCUACCUCACAGGGGUGUUGUCAGACUUUCUGGUUGCAAAGUGCUAUAAGGGAAUGAAACGUAUUCUAUAAGUAUUAUUAUAAUCAUGCUCUCUUGCCCUUUUAACCCCAUGUCUAUGGUGUAUAACAUAGGGCUGUUCCUCUGGAGAUUUUGUUGCCUUUAAAUCUUGUAUGUAAUUAGAUUCUAACCUAAGGGAACUACUCUUCAUUCCUUGAAGUGAAAACACUCUGUAUUCUUUCCUUCCUCCUUGCCAUCCUUUCCCCUCACCCCCCUCCACCCCCCAAAGAAGAAAAUUGCUCAAGGCUUCUCAAAUUAGAGAAACUUUAUACAGAUUCCCUGUGUAUUUAUGCUGUAAUCUUAUUCUGACUGUACAUAUCACCCAGAAAGAGUAUGCGAUUUUUAUAUUUAUAUGCAUACACACACACACACACACACAUGCAUAUACCUAUACAAAUAUAAGUAUAUUGUGAGUUUAUAGAGUGACUGACACUCAGAGGAAAUGACUACCUGAUUAAAACAUUUUGUUCUCAGUGGGAUUUAUUGAUCAUUAGAAAUGAGCUGCUGCCUAUAAUGAAACUGUUUAAUUAGGAAAAAGUACAUGCAUCACCUGCUGAACAAGCAUUUAUUGGCUGACAACUGGUAAAAUUAUUUUCCUUUCAAAUCUUCAGAAUGAUGGGGAAAAAAAAAAAAAAAAAAAAAAAC